This is a messenger RNA of Rhincodon typus (whale shark), 3369 nucleotides long. It is a transcript of the gene psma2a, whose product is annotated as proteasome 20S subunit alpha 2a. Gene Ontology annotation, biological process: ubiquitin-dependent protein catabolic process. The transcript has 8 exons. The record is from RefSeq and is a predicted model, not a curated record. NCBI's taxonomy places the organism in Eukaryota, Metazoa, Chordata, Chondrichthyes, Orectolobiformes, Rhincodontidae. The coding region runs from base 77 to 781 and encodes 234 amino acids. Gene Ontology annotation, cellular component: proteasome core complex, alpha-subunit complex; proteasome core complex.
CGAAAGGUUAGCAGAUGUGACGUAGGUUCCUGUAACCCUUCCGUUCCCAGCAUUCCAAAGUGUGAGCGGCCAAAAGAUGGCGGACCGGGGGUACAGCUUCUCCCUCACCACGUUCAGUCCUUCGGGCAAACUCGUCCAGAUUGAAUAUGCCUUGGCAGCUGUAGCUGCAGGAGCUCCAGCAGUUGGAAUCAAAGCUUCCAAUGGUGUUGUUUUGGCAACGGAGAAGAAACAGAAAUCCAUUCUUUAUGAUGAGCAGAGUGUACACAAAGUGGAACCAAUCACAAAACACAUAGGAAUGGUGUAUAGUGGAAUGGGCCCUGACUACAGGGUGUUGAUUCGCCGAGCCCGAAAGUUGGCACAGCAGUACUACCUUGUGUAUCAAGAACCCAUCCCUACAGCCCAGCUUGUACAGAGAGUAGCCUCUGUCAUGCAGGAAUAUACACAAUCUGGUGGUGUUCGUCCGUUUGGCGUCUCACUGCUGAUUGCUGGCUGGGAUGAGGGCCGACCGUAUUUGUUCCAAUCAGAUCCAUCUGGUGCUUAUUUUGCAUGGAAAGCAACAGCCAUGGGGAAGAAUUACGUAAAUGGGAAAACUUUUCUUGAAAAGAGGUACAAUGAAGAUCUAGAACUUGAAGAUGCCAUUCAUACAGCAAUCUUAACACUAAAGGAAAGCUUUGAAGGCCAGAUGACAGAAGACAAUAUAGAGGUUGGAAUUUGUGAUGAAGCAGGAUUUCGAAGACUCACUCCAGCAGAAGUCAAAGACUAUUUAGCUACCAUAGUCUAACAUUUAUUCAACUGAUUUUUUUUUUAAUAUGAAAGAAAUAUUGGUCAACUUCUGAUUAUAAUUUGAAAACCUUUUUAUUCCAUUCUUUAGUUUUGGCAAUGGUUAAACAGUCAAUACAAUGUAAAACUAUGUUGCACAAGUACAUCUGAUAAAUCUUGUCUUAGAAAUGAAAACAAAUUUGUGAAGCUCUUGUCAUUUAAUUUUUUCACAUGAUGUCAAUGAAGCAAUUUAUAUCUUUUUAAUGUCUGUAUUUCCCACAAUUGCACAAUUUUUCUAUCUUAAUGCAGCUGCUGCUUUUAAUUGCAUAUCUGCUGGCACAUUCUUUCUCAUCAUGGAAUAAAACAUGUGAAAGGGGAAAGAAAAGUGCCAUAUGAUAUUUAUACUCUGUAGUUACCCACCCAUGAAAGGGUUUGUUAAUCAGUUUAACUGAAGUCACUUCUGCACUGCACCUGUCAGGGUAGUGAGUGGAAGAGGGAGAAUUCCUAGGAGUCUUGUUUGAUGCUUGUACAUUUUGAAUUGUUUUUCUGGUUCUGCACACCUAUAGUUAGGUUAAAAAGUACAGCAUAAAACGUACCAUUACACCCAACUGGGUGCAUGAUAAUGAUUAAAUUUUGCAGUUUUUGUAUGCACUUUGUCAUACUUGCAGUUCCUUGGCAUUUUUAAACUAUGUUAAUUCCCUUUUCCAUAUUCCUGGGUUGGAAGCAAGUUCAGUUUUGCUUGGCUUCCUUUGGAAAACAUUUCAAGCCUCCCAAUUGUCACUCUUUUAAUUUGUCCUUGGUGUACAAGUGUCAUUUUGAAUUUAGGGGUUCCCAAUAUAUUCAUUCUGCCGUUAAAUAUAACCAUACACAAAUUGUGUUACAAGGUCAGAGUUUAUUUGUCUUUAUUCAUCUGCCUUAAAUAUGCAUUCUUUUACUUGAAUAGCUUUGACAAACUCUCACUGAUGAAAGUUAACAAUGGUCAGUAAUCAGCCAGCAACUUUUUAUGAAUGCCAAAAAUUGGUCAUUCACCAAAUGCACAUUUCAUGUUCAAUAUGAAAUACUUUAGUUAUUGCUUCAUUGUGGUGCUGACAAUGUGGUAUAUAACUGACACACCAAAAUCAGCAUCCCUUUCGAUGGAUUUGUAAGAUUACAUGAUGCUAUUUGAAGAAUAGGGUGUUCUCUACAAUUUCUUGGUUUAUUACAUCCCUUAACCAUCACAAUUUUUAAAAAGUUAAUUGUGGAACUCUCCUGUGUAUAAAUUGGCUGUUGGGUUCUCCAUUUUACAAUCAAAAUACACUUCUACAGUACUUCAUUGCCUGUAAAUCCUUUGAAAAGUCCUGUGGUAAUGAAUGGCACUGUAUAAAAGCAGGUUCUUUAAUUAAUAUUAAACUAGAUUAUAAUUUUUGAUCAAGCAGAUUGAUACGUGGGACCUGAGAUGAAUAAGGGUACAUUUCAAUGAGUAUUAUUUGUAAUGAAAAUCAAGUAAAACUAAAGUUAAACCACCUGAAUAUGUCAAUUUUUCUCAAUCCAGAAGGACCCUUAUUUCCAAUCUGAAUCUGCAUCUCAAGAUCUCCAGCUGUAUAAUCUCUGCCAGGUGUUGCUCCCUUCCCAAACCACCUUUCAAAUCCAUACAAAGUAAAUUAGCAUUUUUUUGGGAAUGUGUGCAUUUUGAGAGACAAAAGAUGCUUAAUAACCACUGCUCGAGCAAUUGUGACCCAGUUUUAGUAAAAUUGUGAACUUGUGGAGACCAUAAGAUGGGGAGGAGUCUGAGACAAACAGAGUUGAAGAGAAAUAGACAUUUCAGAGGAAGAGAGAAUCUAUUUAAAAUAAACACUGCAAUCAUGUGGGAGACCAACUAAUAAGUAAAUACUAUAAGUGGCACAGACCCAUGCAGAGUCCUGAUUAGAAUUCUACUCGGCAGAUUUAUUGUUACUUCAUUUAUUUGAGUUUACACUUUAUUUGUACAAUACAGUAAAUUUGAGCUACUUAUAUCCCAGUCAAUGCCACUUCCUGUGGAAUGAAGUAGGUAGUCUUAUUAAAUUGUAAUGCACUGCUGAUUUUGAGUGGCUUGAUUUGUCUUGUAGAGCUCACCAGAGGUUCUGAUGUCAUCCUUACAAUUUUCCCUGCAAUGUUUCAGUGUUUAACCUGUUGUGAGAAAAAUAUUUGAACUUUAUGCUUUUGAUACCAUUUGCUAAUGAUUCACUAGCCAGUUUUGCUAAUUAUCCACUCAAACCCAUUCAAAGUUUUGAACUGUUAAAAUGUCCAUUUACCAUCACUGCUGUAAUGAACAUGACCUCUCUUUUUCAAACUUGUGAACAGUCUGUUGUGACUCACUUGAACUAGUGCGCUGUGUGUUGUGCUAUAUAAAUUAUUUUGUGAUAUGUCCAUUUCGUUAAUGUACUUGCCCCUACAUUGUCACUCUUUUCUGAUAGCACAACAUUACAAACAAUAUCUGGAAAUUCCGUGUGCUGGUAGGAUCAUUUGUUCCCCCAGAGGUGUCUGGGUAUUGAUAAGGAUGUGUGGAGAUGACUGGUGAUCCACUGUCCUUCUAAAACCAUAUCCAAUGUAUUACACCCCAUAUGUCAGUUAUUAAAAAAAAAUUGCAUAUCU